This is a messenger RNA of Fusarium venenatum, 195 nucleotides long. The record is from RefSeq and is a predicted model, not a curated record. Lineage: Eukaryota; Fungi; Ascomycota; Sordariomycetes; Hypocreales; Nectriaceae.
AUGACAUCAAGUAGCCUCUUUGUAUCGUCUCUCAUGGUCUCGAUGACCCGCGUCUUGGAAGCUACGUGCCAGGAGAUGGGCAGUUUCGUCGGGCUCGGUGGCGAUCUGUCGGGUGAAGCUGGUGUUUGGGUUUCUCAGAUAGCGAACAAAGUAGCCGAAGAGAGCAUGAUUGUUCGCCAAUCGCUGGACAACUAG